Molecule: messenger RNA, 4820 nt
Organism: Nerophis ophidion (straightnose pipefish)
Lineage: Eukaryota; Metazoa; Chordata; Actinopteri; Syngnathiformes; Syngnathidae
Product: zinc finger protein 774-like
Exons: 4
Coding region: 329-2512 (727 amino acids)
Biological process (GO): regulation of transcription by RNA polymerase II
Molecular function (GO): DNA-binding transcription factor activity; RNA polymerase II cis-regulatory region sequence-specific DNA binding
Source: RefSeq, a predicted model, not a curated record
CACUGCGCGUGAACAAAACAGGACGCAGAAAAACAAGAUGGCGUUUGACGGAGACGACGUUAUUGUGGUUAUUAUAGUGCUGUGUUUAUAACCAACACCUACAUGUGCACAUUUACGCUGUUUAGUAGAGUAGACAUCGUUAAUAUGUGUUUAUUUGUCGGAUACAUUAGUCUAAGCGGACUCAAUCAAUCGAUGACGCUUUCCGCGCUAACUUAGCGUGCUAGUUAGCUUAGCGUGUUAGCCGCUAACAAAGACGGGCGGAAGUGAUCAAAACACAUCGCUAAGCAGAGAUCAAGUGUGAGUGUAAAGUGUUGUGAUUGUGUGAAAAAUGUGCGAAAGAACCAUAGCAGAGUACGAGGAGGAACUUUGUCCAACAAAAGAGAAGGAGCGACAACAUCAACUACUGGACGCUGUUUUCAAGAAACAUCAAGUUGUGUUACAUAGAACAGCAGACAUCCAGCAGCGCCCUCACAUUAAAGAAGAAGAAGAGGGGGAGCCAAAGCCCCCACAUAUUAAAGAGGCAGAGGAAGAACUCUCGAUCACUCAGGCGGGAGAGUGUCUUCCAAAGCAGGAGGAGGCUGAUCUCAGCAAGUUUCCACUGACUGUUGUCUCUGUGAAGACUAAAGAGCAUGAAGACAAACCACCUGAGUCCUCACAGCUUCAUCACAGUCCAAACGUCUGUGAGGACCAUCUUCUCCCUGAGCAGCAGGAGUGGACCUCAAAUAUGGAGCAAAAGCAACACUACAUUAAAGAGGAGGAGGAGGAGCCACAUAUAUCUUACAUUAAGGAAGAAAAAGAACCACAGCUCUCCCUCACUAAACAGACAAAGAGGAUCCAUAUUCCCAUCCACAUUAAGGAGGAAGAGGAGGAACACAGCAUCAGUCAGGAGGGAGAGCAUCUUGAACGGUUGGAGGAGUUCCCAGUAACUGGUGUCCCUGUGAAGAGUGAAGAUGAUGAGGUCAAAUGGUUGGAGGAGUUCCCAGUGACUGGUGUCCCUGUGAAGAGUGAAGAUGAUGAGGUCAACUGGUUGGAGGAGUUCCCAGUGACUGGUGUCCCUGUGAAGAGUGAAGAUGAUGAGGUCAAAUGGUUGGAGGAGUUCCCAGUGACUGGUGUCCCUGUGAAGAGUGAAGAUGAUGAGUUCAAAUGGUUGGAGGAGUUCCCAGUGACUGGUGUCCCUGUGAAGAGUGAAGAUGAUGAGGUCAAACAGUCGGAGGAGUUCCCAGUGACUGGUGUCCCUGUGAAGAGUGAAGAUGAUGAGGUCAAAUGGUUGGAGGAGUUCCCAGUCACUGGUGUCCCUGUGAAGAGUGAAGAUGAUGAGGUCAAAUGGUUGGAGGAGUUCCCAGUGACUGGUGUCCCUGUGAAGAGUGAAGAUGAUGAGGUCAAAUGGUUGGAGGAGUUCCCAGUGACAGGUGUCCCUGUGAAGAGUGAAGAUGAUGAGGUCAAAUGGUUGGAGGAGUUCCCAGGGACUGGUGUCCCUGUGAAGAGUGAAGAUGAUGAGGUCAAACAGUCGGAGGAGUUCCCAGUGACUGGUGUCCCUGUGAAGAGUGACGAUGAUGAGGUCAAAGGUGAGAGUGAGGAGCAGAGAGAGGCGGAGUCUCCAAGCAGCAGAUCAACUCCACACAUGACAACAGAAGCUGAUGGAGACCACUAUGGAGGAUCACAAGCAGACAAGCUCUUAGCUCCACUAUCAGAUAGUGAGGACACAACGUCACACUCUCCUGACACUGAUGAUGAAGACUCUAAAGAUGAUAAGACAUGUCACACUGACAACACACACUUUGCGUGUCCUCACUGCGACAAAACCUUUAAGUACCAUUGUUAUCUGAAAGAACACAUGAGAAUGCACACCGGGGAAAAACCUUUUAUCUGUUUAAACUGUGGUAAAGGUUUUGCACAAAGGCGCGAUUUGAAAAGACACGCGAGGACGCACACUGGAGAAAAACCGUAUUCCUGCUCGAGCUGCAACAAAGUCUUUUCUCACCGAUCAACACUCGUAAAGCACACAAGAAUACACACUGGAGAAAAACCUUUUUCCUGUUCGGUCUGCGGCAAAGGUUUUGCACUAAUUCAAUAUUUGAAAAGGCACACGAGAAGACACACCGGAGAAAAAACGUUUUCCUGUUCAAGCUGCAACGCAAUCUUUUCUGAGCGACCACCACCUGGAACACUCUCUGGAGAAAAAACUGUUACAUGUUCAAACUGCAACACAAGCUUUUGUGACCAAGCAAACUUUGUAGCACACAUGCGAAUAUACACAGCAGAAAACCCCUUUUCCUGUUCUAUCUGCGGUAAGGGCUUUACUCGGAGUUACCAGUUGAAUACGCACAUGAGAACGCACACCGGAGAGAAACCUUUUUCCUGUUCUACCUGCGGAAAAGAUUUUACCCAAAAGCAGCAUUUGAAAACACACGCCAGCACACACACUGGAGAUAAACCUUUUUCCUGCUUAGAAUGCGGUAAAGGUUUUGUACGAAAACAUAGUUUGAAGGAACACGUUAGAACACACACUUGAGGAAAAAAACGUCUUCCUGCUUAGAACGUAGUAGAGAUUUUGGACCAAAAAAAAGGUGUAACAAUACGGGAGAAAAACAUUUAUCUUGCGAGAAGGAAUUUGUACAAAGAACGCACUUUAGAGUAUAUGUUAGAAUGCACAUUGGAAAAAAAAAAAAACAUUUUCCGGUUCAAUCUAUUGUAAAGGUUUUGGUCGAAGUCAAUAUUUGUAAAGAUUUGUGAGAAAAGUGUUCAGCUGCGGUGUGUGAACUGUCGACACUUUGACUUUCUAACAACAUCAGCACAUGUGACAGGUGUGACAUCAUUGUUGUGAAACGCAAUCUUGUUAUUCAUUUAUUUACAAUUUCAACAUAUAUACAGUUUCAAAAUGACGCUUCAUUUUAUAUUAUCUUCAUAACAUGUCUAAAAAGUAGUACAAAAAGCUGUUUUUUUUAAGUCCACCCUUUUUUACAAUUCAUCAAUCAAUGUUUAUUUAUAUAGCCUCAAAUCACAAAUGUCUCAAAGGACUGCACAAAUCAUUACGACUACAACAUCCUCGGAAGAACCCACAAUUUACAAUUCAUAACAAAUUACUUACACAUUUCAAUCAAUCAAUGUUUAUUUAUACAGCCCUAAAUCACAAUAUGCGUUACAAAUAUGUCAUUGACAAAAUGAUCCAACCCCAUAGUUCCAUGCAUCUUUAGUACUUAGUAGAGCACCCUUUGGCAGUAAUGACAUCCUUCAAAGGUGAUACAUAAGCGGACACAAGCUUCUUGCAAGCAUCUACAGCUAUUUUAGCCCAUUCCUCUUGGGCAAAGGCCUCCAGUUCAUUCAUAUUCUUGGGCUUGUGUGCUGCAACUGCCUUCUUCAAGUCCCACCACAGCUUUUCUAGAGGAUUUAGGUUUGGCGACUGUGAAGGCCACUCCAGAGUCUUCCAGCCCUUCUUCUGCAACCACUCUGAUGUUGAUUUGGAGGUAUGCUUGGGAUCCUUGUCCAACGUCUCCCAAGCCUCAGCUUCGUCACUGACUUCAUGACAUUUGCAGCUAAUAUAUCCUGCUAGGAAAUAGAAUUCAUAAUGCCUUGAACGCGCUGGAGAUUCCCGGUACCUGAGGCAGAGAAACAGCCCCAGAGCAUGAUUGACCCACCACCAUGCUUAACAGUAGGAAAGGUGUUCUUCUCUUUGUAAGCUUCAUCUUUUCCCCUCAAGACAUAACGUUGAUUCAUAGGCCCAAAGAGUUGCAGUUUUGUCUCAUCACUCCAUAGAACAGUUUCCCAAAACCUUUGGAGUUUGUCCAGAUGAUUUUUGGCAUACUGGAGUCAAUUUUCCUUGUGCCUGGUAGUCAGAAGUGGGGUGCGCCUGGGAGUUCUGGCAUGGAGGCCUUCAUCUCGUAUUGCGCGCCUUAUUGUCUGGAACGAAACCUGCGUUCCCCCCUCUGCAAUGUCCUGUUGUAGUUCCUCAGCUGCUUCCCGGGGGUUUUUCACCACUGUACUCACACAGCAUCCUCUUUCUACCACGCCCAGGUAGUGUUUCCACUGUGCCUUUAGCUUUAAACUUGCAAAUUAUGCUCCCAACUGUGUCUCUUGGAAUGUGUAAUGUCUUUGCUAUUUUCUUAUAUCCAUAUCCUUUCUUAUGAAGAGAAAUGACCUCCUCUCUUGACUUCUUUGACCACUCCCUGGACUUCACCAUGUUGCAAAUACACCAUUGACCAUCUACAAGAAGCUGAGCGUCACAGUCUUUUUCAGUUUAAUUGUUGCUCGUUAUGGUUCUAAUCACACUUACAGGUGUUUUCAACACCUGAUUGAAAAGACCUUAUUCAAAUUCUGUUCUUUAGAGUUAUGAUCUUCAAGGGGUUGAAUAAUUUUGUCAAUGAGAUAUUAAGAGAAAUGACACUGUUUGGUAUGUUACAAAAUAUAAUGUUGUAAUUCAAGUUGCAUUUGUCCAUUUAUUGCAUCUUUAUUUGAUAUGACUAUAAUCUAUGUCCAACUUGCUAAAAACACCAAAAUUGUGUGGGGGUUGAAUAAUUUUGAUCACAACUGUAUCGCCCAGCCCUACUUUGAACAAUUUCUUAAAUUGGAUCAUAUCAGCACAUCGUUUCACUUCUUUGCUUUCCAUAUUCCAUAUUUUAAUUCCACAUACUGAUAUGCUGAAAGUUUUAUAUUGUACGUGCGUGCACAUGUUUUAAAUUCUAUUUUUCUCUAAGGUUAUAUUUCUCUUCUUUUGUUGAGAAGAAAUAUUGUACUUUCUUGGGAAGCAGGUUAUAGUUUGCUCUUUGCAUCAUUUUAGCUGUUUGCACCAAAUCACUGAAAUUAAAUAUUUUUCAUUUGAUAAA